Phyllopteryx taeniolatus (common seadragon) is the source of this 1541-nucleotide messenger RNA. Its product is annotated as histone-lysine N-methyltransferase Smyd1-like. The record is from RefSeq and is a predicted model, not a curated record. Gene Ontology annotation, molecular function: protein binding. The coding region runs from base 44 to 1411 and encodes 455 amino acids. Gene Ontology annotation, cellular component: nucleus. Lineage: Eukaryota; Metazoa; Chordata; Actinopteri; Syngnathiformes; Syngnathidae. The transcript has 10 exons.
UUCUUCCUACCUUCCUCCUCUUGUGUUUUGUUCAGCCCACACAAUGACGGUGGGGAACACGGAGACCGUUGAGCUGUUUGAUGCCGGGCAAAAAGGUCGCGGCCUAAGAGCCGGCAGAGACCUCAGCACCGGGGAGGUGGUCUUUGCAGAGGCCAGCUUUGCUGCUGUGGUCUUUGACAGCGCGUUCAUGCAGGUAUGCCACAACUGCUUCCGCCAGCAGGCCACGCUACAUCGUUGCGCCCAGUGCCAGUUUGCCUUCUACUGCAACCGCACCUGCCAGACUGCAUGCUGGGAUGAACACAAGAACGAGUGUGCGGCCAUUAGGAAGGCUGGCAAGGCGCCCGAUGAAAAUGUUCGUCUUGCUGCUCGUGUCCUCUGGCGCCUUCACAAAGACUCGGGGAUUGUCUCAGACAGUCAGUUGAUCUCGGUGGAACAGCUGGAGGACCACGUGUCUGACCUGCCGCAGAAGAACCUUCGACGGCUCGAGACCGACGUCCAGAGCUUCCUGGGAUAUUGGUCUUACGGAAAGAAACGGCACUCGGUUGACUACAUCUCACACAUCUUUGGCAUUAUUACGUGCAAUGGAUUCACGAUGAGUGACCAGAAGGGGCCGCGAGCCGUCGGUGUGGGGCUUUUCCCGAACCUGUCUUUGGUCAACCACGACUGCUCGCCCAACUGCUCUGUUGUCCUCAACCAUGGCGAUCAAACUGCCGUGAGCUCCGCUCUCCAUUCUCAGAGGAGGAUCGAGCUGCGAGCUUUAGGGAAAAUCCCUGAGGGUCAGGAGUUGACCGUCAGCUACGUUGACUUCCUCAACCUGUCAGGUGUCCGCAAGAAGAAGCUGAUGGAACGUUACCAUUUUGAGUGCACGUGCCAGCGCUGCAGCCAGCACCUCAAGGAUGAUCUGAUGACGGCUGCCGCAGAGGCCAAACCGUCUGCUGAGAAGCUGAAGGAGGUGACUGCCUUUAGUGAAGACUGUCUGGAGAAGAUCGAGAAGUGCCAUCUUGAGAAAGAUUUCCACGAGGUGGUGAAGCUGUGCGGUGAGUGUUUGGAGAAGCAGGAGAACGUCCUGGCUGACACUCACCUGUACAAACUGCGUGUGCUCAGUGUAGCCAGCGAGGUACUUUUAUUCCAGCGGUUGUUCCCUGAGGCUGCAGCGUACGCUCAGAGGAUGGUGGAUGGAUACACGAAGUUAUAUCCCCGCAACAACGCCCAGCUGGGCUUGGCGUUCAUGCGUGCCGGCAUCGUACAUUGGCAGUCGGGGAAGACCGAGCUGGGCCACGGCAUGAUCUGCAAAGCUUACAGCAUUCUCAUGGUCACUCACGGGCCCAACCACGCCGUCACCAAAGACUUGGAGUCCACGCGCAUGCAGACGGAGUUGGAGUUGAAGAGGAAGAAGGCGACGUCAGCCUGAAGCUGCGUUGAUUUCGAGGAGCGGCUUGUCCGUCGCUCCCGGUAGCCGUAGGUUGGCGAAUCACCUCAUGUAAAAAGAGGACAUAACCGACUUGAACACGUAACGACAAUAAAACGGACGUUUCGCCGUG